This is a messenger RNA of Cynocephalus volans (Philippine flying lemur), 1825 nucleotides long. It is a transcript of the gene CPSF4, whose product is annotated as cleavage and polyadenylation specific factor 4. NCBI's taxonomy places the organism in Eukaryota, Metazoa, Chordata, Mammalia, Dermoptera, Cynocephalidae. Gene Ontology annotation, cellular component: mRNA cleavage and polyadenylation specificity factor complex. The record is from RefSeq and is a predicted model, not a curated record. The coding region runs from base 151 to 960 and encodes 269 amino acids. The transcript is spliced from 8 exons. Gene Ontology annotation, molecular function: RNA binding; zinc ion binding.
GCGGCGGCGGCGGCGGCGGCUGCGAGGCGAAGCAAGACGAGGCAGAAGAGGACCGGGACCGUGUGCGGUGGCGGGGCGGCAGCGGGUAGAGGUGUGAGGGCAGCGAGAGACCUGAGGGGAAGCCGGGCCGGUGGGGCCGCCGCCGCCGCCAUGCAGGAAAUCAUCGCCAGCGUGGACCAUAUCAAGUUCGAUUUGGAGAUCGCGGUGGAGCAGCAGCUCGGGGCACAGCCACUGCCCUUCCCCGGCAUGGACAAGUCGGGGGCUGCUGUCUGUGAAUUCUUUUUGAAAGCUGCCUGUGGGAAAGGGGGCAUGUGCCCGUUCCGCCACAUCAGUGGCGAGAAGACAGUUGUGUGCAAGCACUGGCUGCGGGGGCUGUGCAAGAAGGGGGACCAGUGUGAGUUCCUGCAUGAGUACGACAUGACCAAGAUGCCUGAGUGCUACUUCUACUCUAAGUUUGGGGAGUGCAGCAACAAGGAGUGCCCCUUCCUGCACAUCGACCCCGAGUCCAAGAUCAAGGACUGCCCUUGGUAUGAUCGCGGCUUCUGCAAGCACGGUCCCCUAUGCAGGCACCGGCACACACGGAGAGUCAUCUGUGUGAAUUACCUCGUGGGAUUCUGCCCAGAGGGGCCCUCAUGUAAAUUCAUGCACCCUCGCUUUGAACUGCCCAUGGGAACCACUGAGCAGCCCCCACUGCCACAGCAGACGCAGCCUCCAACAAAGCAAAGUAACAAUCCGCCAUUACAAAGGUCGUCCUCCUUGAUCCAGUUAACGAGUCAGAACUCUUCUCCCAAUCAGCAGAGAGCCCCGCAGGUCAUCGGGGUCAUGCAGAGUCAAAACAGCAGCGCAGGCAACCGAGGACCCCGGCCGCUGGAGCAGGUCACCUGUUACAAGUGUGGUGAGAAAGGACACUACGCCAACAGAUGCACCAAAGGGCACUUGGCCUUUCUCAGUGGACAGUGACAGCAGCUGGAGUCAGCUCAGAACAGCCCGAGGGGCCCUGUUGUUGGGAGCGUGCAUUUAACUGUUCAGUGCAGUGCUGGUGCGACUCUAGCAGCUAGAGCUGGCAGGCAGGCAUGCUGCUGGGGCUCAUCGUUCUGAGGGGCCACGUCUGUUAGCUUCCUAUUAUUUUGCUGUAAUCUUCUUUUAGAAAGGGACACAUACUCCAGUUGGGUCCCUCAGGUCGACAUCAUGUUUGUCUAGGCAUCAGUGCCUCCUUUCUGGAACUCCCCACACACUGGCCCUCUGGGGAGGGAAGGAAGUUGCUGGGGAAGGGCCUGUGUCUCACAGUUCUGUGUGGAAGAUGGCCUUUCCCCUCGGGGCCUCAUUAAACCCCAGUUCUUGGUGCCCCAGGGACUGGUGUAUCAUUCAAAGCUGCGACCCUCCCUGUCCUGCUGAAUCCUGAAGCUGUGCCUACCAAUGUGAUCUGAACAAGGAGCCCUUCAUGGCAAACUCAAGUGCACUCAUUGCCUCAGCCUGGUGCUGCUCCAAGGUGGCAGCAGCUGAGGAGGGGUGCAGGGCUCUCACAUUUGAGGUUCUCUUUUUCCUCUGGGCUUCUUUCCUCUUGGGGAACCUGCCUGACAGUGUUUAAAGUAUACCUUCAGCUGGAGCUGCAGACCACCCUUUAAAUAGAUGGCCCCGUUCAUCUGUACCUGCUUCCUGCCCAUUGAGCAUCUAUACUGUCACUCAAGACACCUGUGGUGUGCAGAGGAGACAACCCUGUCCCUGAGCCUGGAAAAUGUGAAACUGUCACCUUGCAACCUGCUGGGCAAGUGGGCCUAUCCAAGUUGAAUUACAAGAACAAUUUUUAUGAAGUUGAUUAAAGCUU